Molecule: messenger RNA, 1055 nt
Organism: Sinocyclocheilus rhinocerous
Lineage: Eukaryota; Metazoa; Chordata; Actinopteri; Cypriniformes; Cyprinidae
Product: transmembrane protein 74B-like
Exons: 2
Coding region: 253-957 (234 amino acids)
Source: RefSeq, a predicted model, not a curated record
AAUGUGUGCAUCGACAGCACGAGCUGUGUUGUUAUUGACGAUGAAUAAUCUGACAUGUUGUUGCAUUUGCGUUUAAUUCUGAGAAAUGAUAGUGUUUCUAUCGCGCAUGGCUAAAUCUCCCCUCGAGAUCUCCGUGGAAAAGGUCUUCCUGUCCGCAGCAUCCCAGCGUUACUAUGAUAUCUGUGGAGCGAUCGCGUCUGAAGGUGAAACAGGAGGCAUUUGAUUCAACAUGAGUGCAAGCGUUGAGUGUCGAUGGAGUCUCUGAACGCCGUGGAGCUCCGUGAACUGGGGGAUGGGAGCAGGAGAGAACCUCCUCAGACCUCCUCAGGACCGCAGCCCACAGCCGGCAUCGAAAACGCGUCGUUCGAGGAUGAGGAUCCGGGAACGAGGAUCCGCGUUACCUCCAGAACAUCUGGACCUGAGUUCACGUCCAUCGACUCUCAGUCGAAUCCGCUGCCUAUUCAGAGAGAAGUGCCGUCACCGCGCUCCGAAGACGAACCUGAGCUCGAGUACAACGGUCAUUCGGUGGACUACGGGUUCAUUUUUGCACUCAUUUUCCUCGUAAGCGGCAUCAUAUUAGUGGUAAUCGCCUACACGAUCCCACGAGAGGCUAAAGUCAAUCCGGACCAAGUGACAGCGCGGCAGAUGGAGAAACUGGAGAUGUACUACGCACAACUCGGUUCUCACCUCGACAAAUGUAUUAUUGCGGGACUUGGUUUGCUCACUCUGGGAGGAAUGCUUCUAUCUAUUUUAUUAAUGGUGUCUAUAUGCAAAGGGGAACUGUAUCGCCGGAGGACUUUCGCUAGAAGACCCAUGAAAUCGUACGGAUCCAUUAAUAUGAGGAUGAGGCAGUUAGCUGAGGGUGAUGGGAGGGAGACGCUUGUGGAAUGUGAACCGAACGCCAUCGCCGACGCUGCGAACGGUAAUCAGGUUCCUUCUGGAACGCUAAAUACGUAGCACAACAGAAUCACAUUGAAAAACCUGUAGAUUUGCAGUCGCAAAAGGAAAUAGUGCUCGCAAGGCAGCUUAAAAAAAGGUUUUUGGAUAAGUUUCAG